Messenger RNA from Pocillopora damicornis (cauliflower coral), 2011 nucleotides. RefSeq lists its product as uncharacterized. Lineage: Eukaryota; Metazoa; Cnidaria; Anthozoa; Scleractinia; Pocilloporidae. The record is from RefSeq and is a predicted model, not a curated record.
UUCAACAGAAGAACAAGGCUGCAGAAUUCCAAAUAUUAACCCUUUUGACAAGAAUGCCAUGUCUUAUUUCAUUACAAUGGCACCCAUGACUUGUGAGCUUAAAGCAACGUUGUUUACUAGAUACCUGGAUGGGUAUUUGAAGGUUGUCAACAGUCACGAUAGAGGAGCACCUUUGAGGAGUAUUUCAGUUCAAACUAUCCACAGAAAAAACGCCUCUGAUUCGGGGUUCACUUUGGGAGAACCGACUCUUUUAAAGUACAAAGGCCCAACUUUGAAACUAGAACACGACUUUCUACAAAUCAAUGCCGAGUUCUCCAACGGAAUGAUUCAAAAGGAUUUUCAUGCACAAGUAGUCCCGAAACGAGAGGUCUUGCAACGAAAUGCCCUACAGGAAACUGGUUUACCUUUCAAUGUCAUAAUCCUAGCAUUAGAUCAGACAUCACAGGCAACUUUCCAACGUCUCUUACCAGAUUCGUUCAAGUUUCUUCGUGAUGAGCUCCAGUCCUUUAUAUUUGAGGGAUUUUCUCUUGUGGGAGAGGCGACCACACCCCAAAUCACAGCGCUAUUUACUGGCAAGACUGUGGAGGAGAACUGUAAAUUGCAUGAAGCACGGAUUGGAUUUGACGGCGCCAAGACUUUAGACGAGUGGCCAUUUAUUUUCAACACCUUUAAGGAGCAUGGAUAUGCUACGAUGUUUAGCGAAGAUGCACCAUCAAUUGCAACUUUCAAUAUGAGACUCAAAGGUUUCAACAAACAACCCGCAGAUCACUACGCGCGUCCCUUUUGGUCAGCGGUACCGCACAACUCUGACAGUGGACUUCAUCCAUUCUGUAUCAAUGCACAACCGCAGCACGUUAUUCAGCUUGAAUAUCUGAAAAGCCUGUUCAGAGCUUAUCCCCAGACGCUUAAGUUUGGAUUCACCUUCGUGAGCAGUUUGUGCCAUCAUGAAUCGAUCAUGCCACUUGGAUCAGCCGCUAAAGACUUUGUUACAUUUUUCCAGGCCAUACGUGAAUCUGGAUUUUUGAAUAACACGAUUUUUGUUGUCAUGGGAGACCACGGGGCGAGAACGGGGGAGUUCCGAUCCACAAUUCAGGGGAAACUAGAGGAGCGUUUGCCACUUCUAUCCAUUACACUUCCUUCCAAAUUCCGUUUAAAGUAUCCAGAACUUGUGCAGAAUCUCAAGCUCAAUACAAAAGUUAUUACUUCACCUUUAGAUCUACACGCAACCUUUAUGCACGUAUUAAAAUACCCUGCCGACCCAUCAAAUUCUGAGCUUACCCGAGGGACAAGCCUCUUUUCAGCGAUCCCUCGAAAUCGAACAUGCCAAGAUGCUUUGAUUCCCGAGUACUUUUGCCCUUGUGUCCGGUGGUUGCCUAUAAAUACCAGUCAUGCGCACGUUCGCAUAAGUGCAAUGCGCGCCGCUGACUACAUAAAUAAUUUGCUCGUGGAAGUUGGUCAUCUUUGCGAGAAACUAUCAGUGAAUGACAUAAUAAGCGCAUGGCAGGAAAUGUCCAGCAUUAAAGUACAAACUUUUAAUGGCAUUGAGAACGGGAUGGGUUUAGGAUUUGGUAAAGCAAAUUUUGAAUCUACGUCGACACCCAGUGAGUGCACCUACCAACUUAGAUUUCGAACAAAGCCGGGCAAUGGAGAAUUUGAGGCAUCGGUUAAAAUUAUUGAGGGGAAAUUUAUCGUGAGCGGGCACAUCAGCCGUAUUAAUAUCUAUGGUUCUCAACCGAACUGCAUCAAGGCUUCACAUCCGCAUCUUAGAAAAUAUUGUUACUGCAGCCAUCAAGGCUGAGGGCUUGUCUCCCUGCAUGUGAUGAUUGUAACUUGCAUUUCACCAGCUGCUCACUCUGUAUAUGCUUUGAUAGAUAGCACACGCGAUGCAUAGCGCCGAGAAAUCCAUUGUUUUUCAGAAUAUGAAGAGACUGUUUAGCGUAAAAAUGCAUUUUGAACUGAUGCUACAUGUGUUUCUUGAUGCUUAUUUCCGCAGUUACUUUACCGAUCCAGA